Molecule: messenger RNA, 1497 nt
Organism: Penicillium oxalicum
Lineage: Eukaryota; Fungi; Ascomycota; Eurotiomycetes; Eurotiales; Aspergillaceae
Product: putative MFS efflux transporter
Exons: 1
Coding region: 1-1497 (498 amino acids)
Biological process (GO): transmembrane transport
Cellular component (GO): membrane
Molecular function (GO): transmembrane transporter activity
Source: RefSeq, a predicted model, not a curated record
AUGUCGCUACCUAAUUUGGGAGCCUUUAUCCAAGUUGAAGGCUCGAGUCGUAUCCCCAGCCCACCAGCGGCAGCCAAAAAGGACAAGCACAACAUUCCCCGAUCCGGAAGUGCUUAUGAACUACGGGAGCUUGGUCCACAACCAGUCUCUGUGGGCUUAUCCUCCUCACAAAAGCUCAGCGCCAUUACUUCAUCGAGCCCUCAGCCCACACCCCGUGUGUUGGAGGCGGACCAGCAUGAUUCUCCUACUGCUUCUGAAGCUCAGGACUGGGCACCAGACCGUACGGUUAUGCCAUGGAAGACAAAGUGGCGGCUAUUGAGUUGCAGUAUGAUAAAUUUUGGAAAUGGCAUGAACGACAGCGCGCCCGGAGCGCUGAUCCCAUACAUCGAGAAUCAUUACGGCAUUGGAUAUGCCAUUGUCUCGCUGAUUUUCGUAACCAAUGCGUUGGGCUUCAUCUCAGCCGCCCCGGCUACUCAUGCCAUCGAGCACAAGCUGGGCCGAUCAAAGAGCUUCGCUCUGGCGAUGUCACUGCUGGCUGUCAGCUACGUGAUUAUUAUCUGCCAGCCACCCUUCCCGGUGGUGGUCCUCAGUUUCUUCCUGCUUGGGUUUGGCAUGGCUCUCAAUUUGGCUCUCAGUAAUGUUUACUGUGCCAACUUGCCUAACUCCACAACUGCCUUGAGCUUUCUUCACGGGGGCUACGGUCUCGGUGGCACGGUCGCUCCUUUGUUCGCCACGGCGAUGGUCUCGAAUGGAAUCCGCUGGUCGCUUUUCUACAUUGUUUCCCUGUCCUUCUGCUUGCUCAACCUCAUCUAUGCUUCAUGGGCAUUUGCCGACUUCGAAAGUGACACACCGGCUGAACUGAUUCGUUCAGCAAGCUCGCGCCCAUCGACGGAAGAGGGAGCUGUAUCCAGAAUGCAGCAGCUGAAACGAGCCAUCCACAAUCGCACGACUCUUCUGGGCGCCUUUUUCAUCUUCGCCUACCAAGGCGCUGAGGUUUCCACAUCCGGCUGGGUGGUUUCGUUUCUGAUCAGCUACCGAAACGGUGACCCAUCGCACGUUGGGUACGUCAGCGCGGGUUUCUGGGCUGGAAUCACAGUCGGACGGUUCCUACUCACACAUCCCGCAGCCACGCUGGGCCACAAGACUGCCGUCCUGAUCAUGGUGGCAGGUGCUGUGGCAUUCCAAUUAAUGACCUGGUUGAUUCCAAAUAUCGUCGGAGAUGCCGUAGCGGUUGCCAUUUUGGGUCUGCUUUUAGGACCUGUGUACCCGAGUGCGACGGCUGUAUUCACCCAGCUACUACCUCGCAGGAUGCACAUGACCAGUCUGAGCUUCAUCAGUGCUCUUGGAAGUAGCGGUGGUGCAGUCUCACCUUUCUUCACCGGUCUCCUUGCGCAGCAUGUGGGAACUAUGGUGCUACAUCCAAUCUGUCUUGGGCUGUAUGGACUGAUGGCGGCCAGCUGGCUUUUCUUGCCCAAGGUUUCGAAAAGAUCCGAAUAA